Messenger RNA from Juglans microcarpa x Juglans regia, 926 nucleotides. RefSeq lists its product as uncharacterized. The record is from RefSeq and is a predicted model, not a curated record. Bases 35 to 778 code for a protein of 247 amino acids. Lineage: Eukaryota; Viridiplantae; Streptophyta; Magnoliopsida; Fagales; Juglandaceae. The transcript has a single exon.
GACCAAGAACAUAAUUGGAAGGCACCUCAAUCGUAUGCCCAAAUACAUAAUAGCUGAAACCAUGGCGGCUCAACUCUCUCUCAUCUUUCUUUCCUCUCUUCUACUCCUAGCACCCGCCCUGCAUAGUACCCAAGCGGUGGAGUUCAUUGUCAGUAACCGGGCCGAAACAACCCCAGGCGGCGUCACUUUCAAUAAUCAACUUGGCGUCGAGUAUACGAGACAAACAAUGGAGUCCGCCUCCAACUUCAUCUGGAACAUUUUCCAACAAAGCAACGAGGCUGACAGGAAGAGCGUCCAGCGUGUGCCCCUGUUCGUCGAUGACAUGGAACCGGGCAAAAUUGCUUACACUAACAUCAGCAAUGGAAAUUAUGAAAUUCAUGUUGGUGAUGACUAUAUCCAAAGCAUAAGGGGCGAUAUGAUCAAGACCGACUUCAAUGGGGUGCUUUAUCAUGAAAUGGUGCACGUAUGGCAAUGGCUUGAUUAUGGUACAGAUCGGUCUGGCAACGUAAGUGAAGGGAUAGCGGAUUUUGUGAGGUUGAAGGCUAAUUACGUGCCUAAUAGUGGCUGGGUGCAGCCAGGAGGCGGCGACCAUUGGGACCAGGGCUACUCGGUGACAGCACGGUUUCUAGACUACUGCAAUGAUCUUAGGAAUGGAUUUGUGGCAGAACUCAACAAAAUGAUGAAAGCUGGUUAUAACGAUAGAUACUUCGUAGAUCUUCUGGGGAAGUCAGCUGAUGAGCUUUGGAGUGAGUACAAGGCCAAGUAUGCAGGAAAUUAGACAUCGAUCCAUAGUACGUACGUACGUACGCACGCACGCUAUAUAUACAGCUAGCUUUUUAUUUCUUUUAUAUACAGCUAGCUAGCUGAUCAUGAUAUAAUGAUAUUAAUUAAUAUGAAUAAGAUGAUCCGAUAUGUAUUAAUGUUUA